AUGGACGCAAUGGAGAUGGAUCUUGAUGUCGAAAUGGACACAGAGUUUGUUCCCGACCAACCAAUUGCCGCCGACGCGCAAGAUACGCCUUCGCCCGGCGAGGUUGUUGAGAACGACAUUCAAGACCAACCCCAAUCCAAUGCCGUCAUACCAAACAAGGUCCAUCUCACCGGUGGGCUGGACAACUUGAAUGACAAAGAGGUCAGGGCCUAUGUCAAGGAGCACACAGAUGUUCAAUUCGAGCGGCUCGAAUGGAUAGAUGACAAUAACCUAAACGUGGUGUUUCCCUCGGACUCGGUAGCACAGGACGCUCUUCUCGCACUUGCAUCCGUUGAGAUUGGGGAUGUUUCGCUACUUCCUGCCCUGGAGCUGUUGCCCGCCAAGCCAUUUUCGCAAAAGGCUGGUAUCAGCUUGCAGGUAAGACUGGCUGUUGAGGCCGACAAGAAACAACCUCACGCCGCAGAAAAGAGUCGCUUCUAUCUGCUCAACCCGGAAUGGGACCGCGAAAAUCGCAUGAAGAGAUAUCGCGAUCGGGAUGGUGAACGAGGAGGGCGACGAAGAGGCAGGCGCGAGGAUGAGCCGAUCUCACAUUUCGAUGUCAACCUCUACGAUGACGAUGCUGGUGCUCUAGCCACGCGAGAGACUGCCCCACGAUCCCGUCGGCGUCGAUCUUACACACCUGAUUACGACCGCGACGACGACCGGGCGCCGUCCUACAGAAGCUCAAAUCACAACAAGGAAUUGUUCCCUGAUUCCGGCUCUGCAAGGGACCGCUCAGCCUCCCCCGGGCGACGUGAUCGGGAUCGAGAUCAGCGCAUGGAUGAGACACCUCCUAGUGAAUCUUCAGCCCAGCGCAAUCGCCGUGGCGCCAGAGCCAUCAAGGACCGUCUGGUGAGCAGCAAUCGCGCCAAGGAGUUGUUCCCGAGCUCGGCACCACUGGAGGAGAGCAAUCGCUUAGAUGACGCAGACGAACUCUCGAACCGCUUUGCGCUCCCUCUCUACGACGGCAGCCAUGAUGAGCAGCCUGUGUCUCGAAGCAAGAGGGUUGGCGAGCGGAACCCGGCUGCAAGCAGCGGCCGCUUGGCAGACCGCGUCACAGAUCCCACCGACUCAUCUGGAUUCAGCAUACGUGGAUCAGCAGGGCAACGAGGCGCCGACCAGGGCUUUGCAAUCAAGGGCGGUGCCAAGAGCGCCCGAGAAUUAUUCCCUGAUAAGUUGGGAGGAAGCAAUGCAGGCAAAGAAUUAUUUGCAAAUAGGGUCGACGGCAGGUCGCGGCGCAGGCAGAAGGCAGGCGAUUUGUUCGACUAG
Pestalotiopsis fici W106-1 is the source of this 1308-nucleotide messenger RNA. RefSeq lists its product as uncharacterized. The transcript has 2 exons. NCBI's taxonomy places the organism in Eukaryota, Fungi, Ascomycota, Sordariomycetes, Amphisphaeriales, Sporocadaceae. Gene Ontology annotation, molecular function: RNA 7-methylguanosine cap binding; mRNA binding. The coding region runs from base 1 to 1308 and encodes 435 amino acids. Gene Ontology annotation, cellular component: cytosol; nucleus. The record is from RefSeq and is a predicted model, not a curated record.